Molecule: messenger RNA, 16268 nt
Organism: Zootermopsis nevadensis
Lineage: Eukaryota; Metazoa; Arthropoda; Insecta; Blattodea; Termopsidae
Source: RefSeq, a predicted model, not a curated record
UGAUUCGGACAUUAAAAGUUGUGUGUGUUAAUAUUUACAUUUUAAAAAAACGUUUUUACACAUUGAGCUGUAGUAAAUGCUGUAAUGGAUAUCUCUGCCAGUAUGGAUAACAAUGACUGCUAUUGAUAUCUUAGUCACUAAGAUUUUGGUUUCUGUGCGUUGCCUGCCAAAGAAGAAUUGAGCCCAAUGUUUCCAAACAAAUCUAGUUCAGAUGAGAUUUCAAAAAUUGAUGCCUUCAUACAAAAUUUUAAGGAGGAUUCUGUAGAAGCAAAUGAUGUGCCAGAACAAUUAGCAGAGUCACAGUCUUUCGGCUUUGUCUUUAGCAACGAAGUCACUAGUGCGGCCACUUCCCUGUUCGCACAUCUCAGUUCCACAUUUCCUACCAACCAAGUGCCUGUUUCAAGGGACACAAUCGACCGCACCAAUGAGAGGGAGGAGCCAGUUAACAUGGCAGCUGUGACUGACUGUCAAGUAACAUCACCACUACCACAACAUGCACAAAUGAUUGCUAAAUCUGUGCGUACAACUCAGCAGCAAAUAGCACCACAAUGUGCAGCAACAUCAGUACUACUGUCUUGGCCUUCCCUAAUUUCCCCGCCGGCAGCUGUGACAAUCUUAGCGGGAGACUGCGAGACAGGCAGCCUACAUACAGGGGUAGAAGGAAGCGGCAUCAAACAAUUAAACACGGGGUGUGAAUCCUGUGGUUCUACUCAUUACCACCCCAACCCCAGUUCCAAGUCUGAGGCCUUGUGCCAGGUGAGCCUAGGGAAGGGUGGAGGGGAGGCUGGAGCUGACCCAACCUCUUAUCUGUUCCCUACGGCGAUAUUUUCAGCGUCUGUGAUAUCCAGCUCAAGUUGUGGCACCGCGCAGCCUCCGUCCCUUGUGACCAGCCACGGUGUAGAACAGGGCUUCAAUGCAAUGUUUGCCAGUCACCUUGGUUCUUCCAGCAGCAAUAGUCUGUCUAUUAGUGCACAAAGUCAUGCCACCAGCUUUACCACUACAACUACAAUGGAUGUGGUUCCCACCCAUGUCACUCAGGCCAAUGAAAAUCCAAAUACUAUUACUACUGUUAGCCAACAUGUUAUUAAACUUAGUAGUGUAGAGGCAGUGAGUGGUUCGUUCGUCGACGACCGCGUUCCGCCGGACAAUCUUCCGUCUCUAGGUGACGGACAGAGUGAGAAAAAGGCUAAUCAAGUGGGGGGAGAAGUGGAAUCUACUACUGGUGCUCUUUCAGAUCAGGAUAAUAAUCUUAUAAAUGUUAAGAAUUUUCAAAAAAUUAUUGGUUCCGGGGAAACUGUUGAGCCCCGGCAACUAGAGUGUCAAGAUGCCGACGAUGACGGCGACAAAGUCUGGAGUGUGACUCCGUUUCUCAACAUUCCCAAGUUGCAAGGCAAAGGGUUGACAGCUGGAAAUGGUGAGCUUUUCCUUGUAUCUGCCAUGAAUGCAACAGUCCAGGGUAAAAUUGACAGUAACCCAGCACCAAGCUUUAAUAAACUUAAUACUAGUAUUAAUGUUAAGAAUCGUGUUGACGAACUGGAAUCAUGUGCUUUUAAGCUCCUAAUUCAAUGUGCAACUCAACAAAAUAAGUAUGAUGUUGCCUCAAACGAAGGACCAGCAACGAAUGCUAGAUGGGGAAUUCCUUCUGGGCUCGGUCUGUGCGGUGGUGGGGAGAGCUCACUGAACAGUGGCACUUCGAGUUGGGGGACUCCAUCUGGCGGCAACUCAAACAACAAUAACAAUUCAAACUCGUCAGCCGGAGGCUGGGGAGGUAACAACCAGGGACAGGGAAACACUGCAGCGCAGAGCCAAUGGGGAAACAACAACAGUGUGAAUAGAAACGCAGGCAGUGGAGGUUCUAGUCAGGGGCCCAGUGGACAGCAAACCACAGGCAAUACAAAUAAAGGCACCAACCCGCAGUCUGGACAGCCUCCAUCUCAACAACCCCCACCAACACAAGCUCCAUCCUCGCAGCAGCAGCAGCAGCAACAGCAGCAAAAUGGCUCCACGUCUUGGGCGCAGGCAGCUGGAAAGGGGCUUCCGGCUAAUCAGCAACCCAGUACUGGGGGUGCCAACAGCAGCUCUAGCAAUAACAACAACAAUCCAGGAGCUGGAAGUAGUGGCAGUACUGGGACUAGUGGCUCUGGAGCAAGUAGCAGUACUGGCAACAACUCGACCAAACAGCAGCUGGAGCAGUUGAACACAAUGAGGGAAGCACUUUUCAGUCAGGAUGGUUGGGGAGGGCAAUUUGUGAACCAAGAUACUGUUGCUUCUCCAGAACCUGGAGUGAAAGAUGGUGUUCCAGUCUGGAAGCCAAAUGUGAAUAAUGGAACAGAUUUGUGGGAAGCAAAUCUUCGUAAUGGUGGACAGCCACCCCCAUCACAGGCUCAGAAAACACCGUGGGGACAUACCCCCACUUCUAAUAUCGGUGGAACGUGGGGUGAAGACGAUGAUGUUGGCGAUAGCUCAAAUGUGUGGACGGGCGUUCCAUCCGGUGCUGGACCUACGGGAGCGACAGGCCAGUGGGGAGCGAACAGUGCCGGCCCUAGUGGUGGUAUGUGGGGAGCUGGAAAGAAAGACAGUGAUUGGAAUGGUGGUGGAGGUGGAGGAGGGUCAAAUUGGGGUGAUCCACGAAAUGAUCCUCGUGGAAUGGACCCACGUGAUCCUAGAGAUCCUCGCAAUGUUGGGACGAUUGAUCCUCGUGAUAUGCGAGGAGACCCACGAGACACCAGAAGUGGAAUGAUGGAUCCACGAGAUCAUAUGCGUGGUGUAUUGGAUCCAAUGCGCAGUGAUGUUGGCAUGCGUGAUCCAAGGGACAUCCGUGGGAUGGGAGACAUGCGCGCAGGAGAUCCUAUGUUACGAGGAGACCCGCGGGGUAUUAGUGGUCGCCUGAAUGGUGGAAGUGAUGCAGGAAUGUGGGGACAGCCACCCCAGCCUCCCCAUCAUCAUGGACCCCAUCACCAACAGAGCCAGCCACCAGGCAAGAUGGUUGGCCCUGGUGGGGUUUCUGGCAGUGGUGUGAACCAGUGGGUCGGUCCACCACCAAAAGACAUGAACAUAUCAAGUUCUGUGUCGAGUAAAACAGGGUGGGAGGAGCCCUCACCACCUGCCCAGCGGCGCAACUUACCAAACUAUGAUGAUGGCACAUCACUGUGGGGAAAUCCUGCACAGCAGCAGAACAGGAUGGGAGGUAAAGUGUCCCACUGGAAGGAAAUGCCAACACCCAACAUGGGACGUGGUGGAAUGCCAUGUCCUCCAGGGAUGCCGCAGAACAGAAUGCCAAGCAAUGGUUCAGGUAACAUGAAACCUGAUGGCGGACCACUGUGGGGACAUGCUCCAAGGAAUGGUUCUUGGGGUGAUGGACCUCACGACACAGUUAAUUCUGGUUGGGGUGAUGAAUCGAAGAGUGGCGUAGGAGCUGUGAACUCAUGGAAUGAACCUCCUCUCACUCCCACAUCUUGGGGAGGAUCCAAGCCAAAGAAUUCCUUGAAUCCAGGCUGGGUAGAUGGAGACCUUGAUGCCUCUUCUUGGGGACAUGCACCUAAACAGGGUCCAAAGCCUUUAACAAAAGAAUUUGUUUGGGGCAGCAAGCAGUUCCGAAUACUCGCAGAAAUGGGUUAUAAGAAAGAGGACGUUGAGAGUGCGUUGCGUACUAGCAACAUGAACUUAGAGGAUGCUAUAGAACUGUUGAACCAAGGGCGACUCAAUGUGGAGGCGUGGCGUAGGCAUGAAGAUCACUCACCGUUUGAUUUACCCUCAAGCCACCCUGGUGCAGGAUUUCCUGGACAGAGAUUCAACCCAGUUCCUCAGCAGAUGUCAUUUGCCCCACCUGGUCCUGGAGUGAGUGCUGCUCCUAGUCUCCUCAACAACCAGAGUGCUAGUCUGGCCAGUAUUAACAACAUCAGUCCUGCUAUUGUGCAGAAGAUAAUUGCACAACAACCCCCGCCUCAGCAGCCUCCAACACAGCAGCAGAGUGCGUUUAACCAGACGCCUCGACCACCGCAGAAUCAACCUUCGACUGCCCAACUUAGAAUGUUGGUGCAGCAGAUUCAGAUGGCAGUACAAGCUGGUUAUCUCAAUCAUCAGAUCUUGAACCAACCACUGGCACCUCAGACACUGAUCUUGCUGAACCAACUGCUCCAGCAAAUCAAGGUGUUGCAGCAGCUGAUGCAGCAGCAGGCUGUAGUCCAAGUGCAACCCCUGAAAGGUGGCUCUAGUGCAGUUCUACACAUCUCAGUGCAGAUUACAAAGACAAAGCAGCAGAUCUCUAAUUUACAGAACCAGAUAGCAUCACAGCAAGCCAUUUAUGUGAAGCAGCAGCAGCAGCACCAUAUGACACCUCAAGGCCCACAGCCAGACUUCUUCAAGCCCAAUGUUCAUGACCCAUUGACUCAAAUCCAGGCCAAUUUUGGAGAGCUGAACAUGAAAGAGCCACCGCAACCAACAUUCCAGGGACAGCAGUCUCGUUUGACCCAGUGGAAGCUUCCAUUGAUUGGUGACAAGGAAGGGGAAAGUGGUGCUAAUGAGUUCAGUCGUGCACCUGGCACAACUACAAAACAAUCGAUGCCUCAGAGUCAUUCGUCCCCCAACAUAAACCCACUUGGUUUGGGUCAGACUGAUGCUACCUGGUCAACUGUGAGUCGCCCAAAUUCAGAUGGGUGGCCCGAGUCUAGCAGCGAAGGCGGUGGUCAGCCUGAGAGCAAAGACUCGUGGCCAGUGACCACACAGUCUGGAUCAGCAGCCUUUACAGAUCUUGUUCCUGAAUUUGAGCCAGGGAAACCAUGGAAGGGUACUCAGAUCAAGAGUGUAGAAGAUGACCCCAGCAUCACACCAGGAUCUGUAGUUCGUUCUCCCUUAUCACUAGUUACACUCAAAGACACAGAAAUAUUUAAUGCCUGUGGCAGCAAGACAUCACCAACUGUUAGUUCUGCAGUUGAUACAAUUCCUCCACUUAGUCUACCAACAUUGUCUUCAUCUACUUGGACCUUCAACCCUCCAGUCACCACGCCUUCAUUCACAAGUCCACUUGGGAAGUUGGGCAGUACAAAGGGCACAUGGGGUGAGGCACCCCCACCAACUGUGGUAACAAGUGAACUUUGGGGUGCUCCGAUGGGCAAGUCCCGAGGACCACCUCCUGGACUGUCGAACAAGAACGCGCCUGGAAAUUCUGGAACCAGCGGUGGGAAUGGAGGUAGCAGCAGCAAUGGUUGGGGCAGUCUUGGUGGCGGAGGUGGUGGUGGUGGCACAUCUGCCACUACAACCAGUGGAGGUGGUCGGUCAGCCUCCUGGGGCAUCCAGGGUUCUGCUGCAGCCACUUGGGGAUCCACCUGGCUCCUGCUCAAAAAUCUCACUCCACAGAUUGAUGGUUCGACUCUGAAGACUUUGUGCAUGCAGCAUGGACCCCUACAGAGCUUCCAUUUGUACCUGAAUCACAGCAUUGCACUUGCCAAGUAUUCCACCCGUGAGGAAGCCAAUAAGGCUCAAGGUGCACUGAAUAACUGUGUUUUGGGAAAUACAACCAUCUUUGCCGAGUCUCCCGGAGACUCUGACGUACAUUUAAUCCUUCAACACUUGGGUCAUGGAGCUCAGCAGCAGCCUCCUAGCGGCUCGACCGGAGGUUGGAUGCGCGGAGGUUCCAACCCUUCUGUAGCUCCUACUGGUGCUUCCAAAGGAGCUCCACCAUCUGACACAUGGGCUCCCGGUGGUAGUCAGUUGUGGAACCCUAACCCAUCAGCCAGCUCACUAUGGGGUGCGGCCCCUCUGGACACAACUGGUGACCAGCACCGAGCCACCCCUUCCUCUCUCAACUCCUUCCUACCAGGGGAUCUCCUUGGGGGUGAGUCUAUGUAAAUGUAGUUAUGGUAAGAGACUUGCAAACACCAGUAUAAUACAUAGUACCUAAAGAUGUUGCCAUUUAGCAAGUCAGAACUCAUUGUAUGUGAUUGUUACUGGGGACUUAACGCUGUGGAGCUCGAAAACUACACAACAUCAUUACAGUAACUAGUACCUAAAGGUAUGUUAAAAGGCAUUAGAUGCAGUUAAGUAACGUAAGCACAUGCAGCAAGUGCAAUAUGGAGGUUGCAAAGGUAGACAGUUUCUGUUGUUCCUUCUUCGUCUCGGAACAUAAUUAUAAUCAUAGUAGGAGGUAAGUAAGUAAGUCUGAAUAAUGCGGAGAAGGUGAUGUGCUUUGCUUUGCAAAACGGGUAAUCUUCAUUUUUAAAAUAUGAUGUUUACAUUCAAAAGAAUGGAAUAGGAGCAAUUUGCUGGAGUAACCAAUUAACUGGAUCCAUAAACAUACUCCAAGCAAAACAAUUUUGAAAUCGCAAAUCACAAAACCUGUCAGACUACUUACAAACCACGCGCAAUGCCAGAAAGAAUGUCCAAAACAAGAUUUUGGAAAACUUGUGACAGUCUCUCGUUAAACAUGCGAGAGGGUGUUUUUCCGCACCUGUGAUCUCAGCUUCCUAUGUAAAAAUGGCUGCUUUUUCCUGUUUUAAUUAUGUCAUUUAAUAAUUAAGUAACUUGGGAAGAGCAUGGCAUUUUUUAGUAUUUCUUAAAGCUAAAUCAGACUGCACGCCGAGUAUUGAAUAAUAACACAAUAUAUUAUAAAGUAGAUAUGUAAAAUAUCUGAUGUCCAAAAAGUAAGGUGUUCAAUUUGUAUUUAAUAAUUUAGAAAUCAAAGGAUAUUUUCAUUAUGACUCACUUCCAUUGUAUCACAUUGCAUCACGAGAAUCAACAAUAAUAAACAACAGGAUGAGAAGAGAGAGGGGGGAGAGAUGUCAUGAUGGAGUUAAGUGAAACUCAAGAGCUUGCAUCCCUGCCGGCCAAAAUGGAGUCUCAAGUAGUACUCAUUAGAAGAGGAAUAAAAACAUUUUGUAUUUCAACUGUGCUGUGACUUUCGAGUGGCUUUGUUUUUAUUUUAAAAGAUUAUAUCUGCACACAUUUUUUCUCUCCUGUAUAAAAUGGCUCUCUCCUCAUGAAAGUGAAAAUGGUGCAGAAUAACUGAAUUAACCAUCAAACCUGCUGUUGAGGGGAGGGAGGGGACAAGUCUUAACAUAAAGCAGGGUUGGCAACAAAAAUGGUUCCAAACAUUUUGAUUAUAGAUUUUUUCAAAUGCCAAUUGUAGUAUAUACGUCUAAUAAUGAAAUUGUGUAUUAGAAUCAUGGUAAAUGGGAUGUACAUUUUGUGCUUAAGUGUUAUUUUCUUUCCUUCUCAGCCAAUCUUGUACCAAAUUAUAUAAUGAACACAAAAUAGGUUUUAUCUAGUUUUAAGUGUAAGUUAAGUCAAUAGUUUGUAAGGUUUUAAAUAAGGUAUUUAGAAUAUAAGUGAAAAAAUAAAAAGCAUAAAAAAUACAACAAAGUGCAUUCUCCUAAGAAAGAUAUAGCUGUCACAUGAUUACAUAUACACAACACACACAUCAAUGAGUGCUGCAUCCUUAAAUAAAUGUGAUAUAUAAUUAUCUAUAAGUGAACCUGUGCAAAAGCGUCAAUUUUUGUGAACUGCGUUUAAUGAGUGGACAUGUGUUGUGUGUGUUGUUGGAUGGUAAUGAAAUUAAGGAACGUUGGAAGGUAACGCAAGAAGAGUGGAUCAGUGAUACGUACAUAACUUUCCUGGCUGUUUUUCGAAGAUAAAGAAAUAUAUAGAGCUAUAUAUUAACACGUACAUAUUACUAUAUAUAUAUAUAUAUAUCUUACUAUAAGGUUUUUUUUUCCCGUAAAAGAAGUACAAGUGUUCAAGUCAUAACUUUUUUUUUCCUUGGUCUCUCGACAGAAAAGCCUCACUCUCGCAUUUUGCUCGGGUUUUUGGUGACAUUUUACCGAGUUGGCUUAGAGAGCAGAUGGUUUUUCCCGAUCGAUAUAUUAAAAAAUCCAGUCCAUCCUUGCCUUUUUUUGCUUUUUAAUUGUGUGUAAGAGAAGGUAGAAUGAAUGAACGGACGAACGAACUAACUGAGAUAUCAUUUUUCGAAUGGAGUUUGUCUCUUGAAAAAUACCUCUGUGACCAAACAUAUUAUAUAUACAUAUAUAUAUUUGCGGUCUUGUGAUGCAGUUAAUAUGAAUUGUUCAUCAAAGUCUGUCUUAAGUCUAUGUCUUUUUAUGUGUGGACAAAAUUAAAUAGUGUUCAUUAUUUUGAAAAUUGAAUGAUAUAAAAAUUAUUACUAUAAAGAUAUGCAGUGGAAUAGUGGCUCAGCUUUAUUAUAAUCUCUGUGAAGUCAUGAAGUAGGAAUAGAUGACCCCCAUGAAAUUAAUAAAAUGGAAACUGAAAUCAAUAACUUUUUGAUGAAACAUCAACUGUGUGAAGUUCUAAGCUGUUAGUAUUUUCCCUACUUUUCCAGUAUUUUAUGAUGAAAAUGGAAGUGCCACUUGUGUAUGUAAGUGUAUUAAAGGACAAAUGUUUUUUUAAUAAUCAAGAAGAGAGAAUGCUUUAAAAACAUAUUUAAAACAAAAAAAAAAGGAGUAUUGUAGUUGAAUAUGAGCCAUAUCAAUUGUCUAAAUAUAAUUGAUAAUAAUUAAAUAAAAUUACAAAAUUGAAAUAACUUUUUUAAAAAAAGUUAAUUAAUAAUAUUCUUGUGACAUACUAAAAAGUGAGAAAGUGUGUAUAGAACAAAAUAAAUCUUUAGUCGUAAGUCUGCCAAAAUGUGUUGGGACUCUCUAUUUACGUAGGUGGUAGGAAUUCAUUACUAACAGAAACACUGUGAGAGUGAUGAAGCUAUAUUGACCAAAUCAUUUUUGCUCCACAAUUUUAGAUUAAAAAUGAAAUCCCAAAACACUAAAGGUUGUUGUAUGCCAAGGGAUUUCCAUGCAUUGGCCAGCCUUAAUGUGGUUUAUGAUAUUUCUUCCAGUGAUCUAAAAAAAUGUAUAUUAAUAACUUAUAAUUAAACAUGAGUAUGUAUAACUUAAACAAAUGUUAUAUUAGAGUUUAUGUGUUGGCUUUUUGCAUAUAUGUGUGGGUGUGUUUAAAAAAAGCCUUCCAUAUGAAAUUGUGCAUUACUCUGAUGAGUGUAAAAUAAUGCUGAUUUCUCAAGGAUUGCUGGGUUUGGUGGGUUUUAAAUCUUAGGUUAAUCUUACCUGUACAGAUAGUUUUUGUGAUAUAGUGGGUAAUUGUUUCAUUGGUAUUUUGUAGGAAGGGUUCCCUCAUCCAAACAUUGCAAAGUUUAUACUUGUUUUGAUUUAUUAUCACUGUUUCUGGUCAAACAACUACUAUUAUGGCUAUUACUACUACUUCUAUUAUCACUACUAAUGCUGACUGUGUUCUGUAGUUCUUUGACAUGAACCAUAGCUAUGCCAAACUAAAUGCUGUCUCAAAUCUGCCAACAUUACAAGUAGCUAUAAAAAAAUAUGACUGAUAACAGGGAGGGAAGGUCUGUUUCUCAGAGUUGGCAGGUAUAGUUCUGUUCAUGGUACAUGAAUAGAUAUAUCUGACUUUUGUAACAAGUUCUGUCCUUUCAUAUUCUUGAUGACACAAUUAGUAAAAUUGGAAGCUCAAAACUGUGGUUACAAACACGAGUGUCUCAUCUUGGCAAAUUCUGGGUUAGAUUUGUUGUCUAGGGCAGUAUGAGAUCCAAAAUGCACAUCAAUAUCAAAUUGCUUUGAUGCUUUAUUUCUGUAUACAAGAUGUAUGUAUGUAUGUGUGUUUGUUUGUACAUACAUACUCAUUACUUUAUUUCCUAAUUUAAGUUAUGCUCUUGAAUGGUUUUUUAAAAUCAUGGUUUGGGGUAACUAAUAAUGAACAUUGACAGUUUUAAAGUUUUUGUGUUGGAUUCUUGCAUGGUUUGAUUGGUAUAUAAACUUAAUGUGAAAACUAAGUCAGGAUGUACACAUAUUCUGUCAAAUUUUAUAUUAUAAGAUAGAACUAUAUGAAGUAACUUUUGUUUUAAGUUCACAGUAUAAUAUUUUUAAUGCAUUGUGAAGGUGAGUUGCGCUGUAUUAUUGUAUUAGUAUGAGAUGUGUUGUGUUUGUAGAAAAAUGUGUACCAUCUUAACAUAACAUUCUGUAGUAGUAGUAGUGAACAAAUGCUCGACCAGUCAUUUCAACCCAGCCAGGGAAUUAUUUCGAUACCGUUUGUGCAAGUGAAUGGCCGUUCAUAUGAAAGUGUUAGCAAGGUGUGUAGGUGUUGGUAUAUAGAAAUCAUUUACAGUCAUUGGACAAGAUCCUCAUUGUUUUCCACGAUUCAAUAUGUGUAUCUGUGUUUAGUCCCUUGAUUGUUGGCUGAAAUGUUGACUUUUCAGCACAUCAUUGGCAGUACUGUUAUUCUAAACAACAUACUUGGAUGUUGUUGAUAGUGGCACGAACACAACGCAUCAAUAAGAAGACAAGACUGGAGGCUGUUAGUUUAGUUUGUGUUGUGUCGAUACCAAAGAUAAACAAAAUUUAUGACGACUUGGAAUAUUAAAAAUCAUUCUCAAGUCUCAUUACUUGAAAGAAUGACAGUUCAACUUUCUUCCAGUUUUUAAAUUUGUCUUAAUUUAAAACAGUAUGUUUUAGUAUAUUGGAAAGAGAAAUGUCCCAUAUUGCUAAAGGGGUUGUGAGUAAGAACAUAUUAAUUUAUUGUACUAUUAUAAUUGCUGUUUCAUUUUUGUUUUUCCCCCAUUCAAAAUGUGCACAGACAUUACUAAAAUAAAGUGCCUUUGAGUAUGUAAGUGAGGAUGCAUGAAUUUCCUUUGAUUUCAAUUUGACCAGGGUUAGUGCAAUGACGAAGUAGGGAGCUCAACAACAGCUUCAUUCUAACGUGUAAAUUGUUUUAACUGCCAAUGUUCAAUUCUCAGGUGAAGGUGCUUGUAAAUAUGUUCCAUUGCUUUAUCUGACUUAGUGUGGGGAAAUAUCAGUGUGAAUUUAUGAGAGUGGAGGAUGUUCUAUAAUUAUUGUAUUUAUUGUAUUUUCUCUCUCUUCCAUUCAUAGUUUACCUCACUGUCAAUUUUGUGCCCUUACCAGUCACUUGAUUCCAUGAAGGAAAAUUACGUAUUGUUAAUUCUUUAAGUUAAGUAUAUUUUUGGUGUGGAUCUGUGUAGAAAUUGUGGACAGUAAUAUAGCUGUGAAUUUAUUGCUCAUUAACUAACUCAUAUUUAGAAAUCACCAGUUAUUACAGUAUAGCAUAUAUAUGUAUAUAUAUAAGAAGUCCGAGCUUGAUAAUUGUGCAUAUGAUAGGACGUUAGUUGGCACUUGCUUGGAAUGGAACCUUGGCUUGAGCAUUGUUUUCUUUUUCUGGAAAGGCUUCACAUCUGACAAGACACCCUGCAUUGUGGCAUGAAUUCUCAUUACUUUCUGUUUAAAAUGGUGUCCAGUGAUAUUUAUUGUUCCUUUUCUUGUUUGUGAAGACGCUGAAGAUAAUAUGGAAUGAGAAACCAAUAACAGAUGGGUAGAAAAAGUAUUCUUUGCCAUGGUUUAAAGAGAACUGUGCCUUACGGGUGGUAUGAAAAUGGUUUCGGGGUUGAAAGUGGUGGGGAGGUGUUAGUGGAAUAGUAGUAGUGUACGCGUCUCAUUUGUGUUAUUCCGAGUCCUGUACAAACCUGACAUUCCAUUGGGCGAGGUCUCAUUUACAGCGCUACGGUGUGGCCUUACAAAUUCAUGACACAAUAUGUUUCCUCCCAAUGAUAUCCAUCCAGCUUCCAGUAUUGCAGAUCUGCUUGGUUGGUUAUCUUAAAGUUAUGGAUCAUUUGAGACCUCAGGGAAAACUGUGACAGCCUUUUGAUUGUGCUAGUCAAGGCCAGUUGGGUGACAAGUUGUCAGUGAUGUGCCUCAGUUUUUGAAUAGAAGAGCAGUUCAUUUAAUUUCGAUUUACUGUAGCUGUGUAUUACAUGUCACUUCUAUUGUUAAUUUAUUUGCCUGGUUUAAAUGAUUUUUUUAAUAAACACUGAGUGUUGCAUCUACCACUGUAAGUUUGUCAGUACUUCACCAGUCACUAAUUAGUACUGAAAACUGUGUUACCGAAUUCUGACUCGAUGACGAUGGCAAACACUGUUGAUGGUUUUGCUAGGAAAUGGCCAAAAAGAUUAAAACUUCCCUUUGACUUCUGUAAGAGUAGAAUUUUUUAGGUGGAGAAAGGAGAAACUUGUCAUCAGGGAAAAGACUUGUAAUUUAACAUAUCACACCAAUCCUCCAAGAUGAGAAGUAUUCUAGUGGCUCUCUAGCCGAGUCUGGUAACGAUAUUAUAUUCUGAUGGGAGGCAGCCGGAUCAAAUGCAGUUUUUUUCAAAGAAGUGCAAGUAUGUGCUUUUUUACGCUUAAAAUGUGUAUGUGAUGGAAUAUUGGGGCUCAGUAUUUGCUGCUCCAAAAGAGUUAUGUACCAUUCUUCAUAAAAAUGUGUUCAAAGGUCACAAAGCAAAAUAACAACUGUAGGAUGCUAAUCUAUAACACCAGUGGAUAUGAAAGGUCAUAUUUCAAACAGUACAAGGUAAAAUUCAUCUUAACAUAUACAACUUACAUUGUGUGCCAGAGAUUUGACAGAACAAGUCAUUCAAAGUAAUGUUAAGCACUGUAUAUAAAAAUAAUAUCCAGUAAUGCCUUGUAACUUUGUAUUUUGUGAUUUUGAGCUGUAGUGCAUUUCAUUUAAAUCUGUAACACCUUCCCUAGAACUCUGCUGUGAACUGCAGGCUUACAAAACAUUCAGGAUAUGAGACGUACUGGUUGUGAGGUUUUUCUCUCCACAUUUGUAAGAUUUAUCAGAGUUAAGUGAAAUGCAUUGUGACAUUAUCUAGCCAUGUUACACCUCUAAAUAAGCAUUUAUCAAAUGUAUGUCAUGGGUUUGCAUGACAGCCCCUCAUUAUUAGUAGUGACUGUAUUUUGUAACAAACCGCAUAAUACAAAAAUAUUUGUGUAGAGUUUUGUACAGAAAUCCCCUUACUAUAUGGUGCUUAUUGAUGUUUGAGACCUUCCCAUGUGAUAUUUCAUUGCACCAGUAGUCUGCCGACAUGAAGGUUUGAUAUGGAAUAGGAACAAAAAUCAUGAGUGAUGGGUAUAGUACCUGAGAAAUAAUUAUAAUAACUUUUUUAAAAUAAAUAUCCUGCUGUAUUGUAAACAGUACCAUUUAAUGUCUGAACAGUGCAUCCCAGCUUCUGUUGCUUUCAAAGACCUCAUCACAGCUUCCCUGCCUGCCAAGUACAAAGGAUUCUUUUUAUUAGAAAUUUGGCAGCAUCAAGUUGCAAUACACACUGAGUACAGUGUUGUGUGUUCCUUCUGUAGUAUUGUGUUAUGUUACUCUGAGAAUUAUAUAAUAUCUGUUUGAAUGGAAUUUAAUAUUUCCAUGUUGUAUGAGAUUGUUGGUCACAAUUCGUUAUUACCAAAGUGAAUUAUUUGUUUGCAUUGGGCUUUUGUAGAAAAUAUAUUUUUAUUUUCAUUCUUCAGUAAAAACUGUUAUUAGAGGAGAUACAUUUAUUUUAUGGCUACACCCCAGCCGUAAGAUUCAUGGAGGCCCAAUUUGGAUUUUUAAAGUUGUAUUUUUGCUGAGGUAUGGUGAAAUAUAUUAUGUGUUAUUCAGUGUACUGUUCCAGUCAUUUGAAUAGUCAGAAUUUUGUAAAAGCAAAAUUAAAUUGUUUAUGUUGAUUCGUAACUUGUAUACCGGUUUGCUUUGAGAAGCUCAUUUACAUAUUAGUUUUAUGAACUUUAGUACCAUUCUCUGCUUUAGCACAGCAAAUGAAUUGCAUAUUGUCUUCCAAGAUCUAUUUGCAAAUUUAUGCUGGAUGUCUCAUUUGAAUAUUUUAACAAAUUCUUUUUCUUUCAUUAAUAGCUAGGUCUUUUUUAAGUUUCCUAAAAACAUAAUGACAUCUGGCUGGUGAGAGUUUAGUGCUCUGUUGUCUGGACAAGUGGGGCCCGUACAUUGAUAUUGGCAAAGGGGGUAGGCUUGCCAUGCAAAAUGAGCAUUGCUGGGCAGGGCUUCCUUUGUUUUGUGCUGCACUGUUUGUUUAUAUUUGUAGGGAUCAGAAUUUAGGACAAUCUCACUUUCCCUUUGCACUUUCUGAAAGAGGCUGCAAUCAAACUGGAGUGUGCACAGCACUUCUUAGUAAUAUUACACAAAACAAUAUUACCUAUUAAAACGCUUCAUAGGUUAGAACAGGUUGUAAGCUAUUGGUGCUGUGCUUUAUCAAUAUUAUUAUAUUCUUUUGUCAUGGGCAAGUUCCUUAUUUCAAAUAGUUCUCAUCCCCCCUCCCAGUGGGUUUUAAUGUUAUCCUUUAUUGUUUAGAUAUUAAUGCUGAUAUUGCUUUUCAUGAUCGAUUUUUCUUCAUUUUCUUGUGAUGUGUUGCUUUUUCUUAAGAAAGACUAAAAUCUGUAUGUUGGGCAUUUAGUUGAAAACAAAUUCUAGGAAUCUCAAAAAUCAAAAUUUCCAUAUCAUAUAAUCAUCACUUGGUCACAGUUCUUAUGACCACUUUUUCUGAAAUGCAGUUAGCAUGUAUUUCCAAGUGCCAAACUCUUUAUUUUGUAGUUAAGUCACAUAACGUGUUGUAUUUAAAAUGUUUUAAUUUUUAAAAAGAUAUAUUGUGUGUUUCACGCUACCCAUGAUCAUUGCUGGGAGAGAUUUUACCAAUUUAGUAUAUAUAUUAUUUUUUUUAAGCUGCGCAAAUUAACAUCUCUGACAAUCGUAUUACUGUACUAUUCCAUUAUUGUAUUUAUAUUUGGAUAUAUAGUAAAUACCAUUUUUAUAUAUUCAAUUCCAGUUUCAAUUAUCAGACAUCCCUUUAGUAUUUUCUGUAGAAAUGUAAACAGUAUUGGAUUUUAAUUUUGUCAUAAUGAAAAUUUAACAUAGCAGACUGAACUCUUGACAGCUUAUUUCCGUGUCAGUGUAUAUAUGGCAGUACAGAGGUUCUGAUAUGGUGAUGGUUUUCCAAUCCAGAAUCUGGUUGUGAUGUUUCAUAUCCCCCAUAGCGUUUUUUGUAGACUAAAUCUGUGCACUGAGAUGAUAAUGCAAUAAUAUUUGGGUUGCAUGACAACUUCUCUGGUAUGUAGCAUGAAUUUUAAUCUCCUCCCACAUUAUGUUGAGAUAUUCUAAGUAUUUGCUCAUGGUUCAGACUGUGUUCAAAACAUACAAGUUGUCUGGGUGAUAAUAAUUGACAGCCGGGGCAUUCACGAUUCUAGGGGCAAUAGAGGACAUCAAACAUUGUAUAGUAGUUCUGGAAAACUCUGCUGAUAUCCCUGAUAUGGUAUUUCCCCUACUGUUGCUUAUUGUUAUUAUUAUCAACAUCUAUUUGUAUCCAAUAUAGAAAUAUUGACUGAAACUAAAUGUCAGCUUCUUAAGUGCAGUGUAUUAAGGAAUAUAAUAUAGGUAUUUCUGAUGUUGUGUUUUUGAGGUAGUAGUAAUAAUAAUAAUAAUAUAUAAGGUUAAACUAAAAUCAACCAUGCAAGACUCCACCUCACUGAGAUAUUUGUUGUGUUAGUUUUGAUUAAAUGUUUGCUGGUAAUGAAGAGCCAGAUGCCAGUUGAUUUGUCAUUACAUUUUGGGUUGGUUAUGGAUAAAUUCACUUUUUUUUUUGUUGAUGUUUGGACAGUCUAAAUUCCCUCAUGAGUCAGCAUGUUGCUCAGGUGAAAUAAAGCUUUCAUGUGAUCUAUUUAAGGGGGAAUUUUUUUUGGAUGUGUGUGUUUAUAUGUGUGUAAUAUCCAAAGCAUUGAAUUUGACAAAUUUUUUUCUUAUUGUACUGCAUCAAUUAUGUAAUACUGUGGGCUUCUUGUUGAUCAGGGGGGAGGAUACCAAAAAAAAAGAUAAAAACAUGCAGACUAUGUAAUAUGAUAAACACUGUUUGUAUAUCCCAUAGAGACUGGUAAUAGAGGUACAACAAUUUAAAUAAAUGGAAAUAAAAACAAACAUCACACAUUUCUGAAUCCACUCUGUGUUCCACAAUUUAUAUAUUGAAUAAUUGUAAUAAGUAUGUAAUCUUAUGAUUGUUGUAGGACAAAGUUAACAUGACCAGUGUAAAGUGUACUAUUACUAAUUAUUAUCAUGGCUAUGAAGUACCAUAUGCAAGAUACACAUGACUUGACAAGGCCUAAGUGGUGCUUAUUUUUUCGGUUUCUCAUAUCAGAAGAUGGCACAUGAUGCAAAGUGAUUGAAAAACUGACUUUGCUUUAAAGUUGAGUACUAGUGGUUUUUGCUUGUUGUGAAUUACGUGAAAUGUUAUCAUUUCAAUUGGAGAGUGUUAUGCCAUGGAAUUGUUGCUUGAACUGUAUAAAUUUGGUUGCCACAAACACAGUGUAGUUGUUACAAAUUGUACUUAAUUUUAACAUACAGAUGAAGCACUUUUACAUUUCAAUUUUAUACACGUUGUGCAAUUGAUAAAUACUUGUGAUUUUG